AUGGCGGAUCCAGGAACAAUUUUAGGGAUCUUUGGUGGCGCCCUUCAAAUCAUCAGCUUUACCGGCGAGCUCAUCAACCUGACUAGGAAGAUUGUCGAGACUGGCUCGCCCGAUCCCGCUCUAUCUACACCGUCAGUGGCUUUGUGGGGCCUGUCUGAACAACUGGAGCAAUCGUUAUCGGCACUUGAUUCAGCCGGUGUCUGCACCGAAGAGCACAAACAACUUCAGAAGACCGCACAACAGUGCGUGAUCGCUGCACGCGCUAUGGCCGAUGAGGUUGAGAAGAUAGACUGGACAACGGACAAAACGACCUCGGAUUCUAAACGUCACCGCUUCUUGUCCCGAGUUCGCGGGAAGCUCGGAUCCAAGGAGUCGGAGGCAAACGCAAGCAGCAACGGGGACGGUGCAAAUUUGGCAUCUUCCACACAGCGUCUUAAGAGGCAUCCACUUAUCCGUCCAGAAGUCCCACUCGACAGGAUAAUGGGAGGAGAAUUUCGCAAACUCAGGCUACAGGAUCUCACAAGAGAGGAUGUUUCUGUGACAGUCAGGAACUUCCUUAGUGACUUCUCGCUUUCUGGUACGGGAAGCAAUGCCAACAACAACGAAGCGAUUCGUGAUAAGAUCAUAAACCUAGUCAUCGACCGGUCAGAGGGUGUCUUUCUAUGGGUUCACCUCGUCCUACACAGGAUCCACAACGGGCGUGAGGCCAUCGGCUCUCUGGGCGAGGUCCCGAGGCGAAUCGAGAAAAUGCCAACAGGUGUUGAGAAUUUGUACAAGCAGACAUGGCAGAGACAUGGCGAAGACGAGGAAGAUUACCGUGCUGAGGCAGCGGAUUACUUUCAGCUGGUGAUCCAAUGGCACACGCUGCCCCCUAGCUUGUCAAGUAAUGUGGAGGUUUCCGAUGAAGAUAGUUUAUCUUUACUCGACGUAACGAUCUCAUCCAACGACAGAUGGCGCCGACAAAUUCUCCACCGCAAGCACACACCAAUACUGAGACUUGCUCGUCGCAAUUGA
This is a messenger RNA of Sordaria macrospora k-hell, 1014 nucleotides long. RefSeq lists its product as uncharacterized. Lineage: Eukaryota; Fungi; Ascomycota; Sordariomycetes; Sordariales; Sordariaceae. The record is from RefSeq and is a predicted model, not a curated record.